GAGUCACGUUCGCAGUUCGAAUCUUUAGUUUCACUACAACCACAGGGCGGUGCAGCCGUGGCCAAUACCACUGUUGCUAGUGCGAAAUGUUAACUUGGCGAGUGUGUUACGGUAGUGCAGUUUACGUUGUUGUGUCGUAUUUCGGAGAAAGGUCUUGAAGUCGCUGUGAAUGAAAAGGCGUCGAAAGUGUAAUAUUGGCAUUGGAUCGUGUUUUUUGUGUAUAACAUUUUGAAGAAAGUGAAACUGAUGUCUAAGAUAAUUUAUUAAAUUGAUGCUGAUUUCAACUAUCGCCAUUUUGUAGUGGCCGCCAUCUUGACGACGCAAUGUGAUAAAGAACUCGACAAUGUUGCUGAAAUUUUGCAAAUCAUGCCAGUACUGCCUGGAGACUAUGUACUGGAACUGUUGCGAGGAGAGAUUCUGUUUCGAUAAGAAGAUAGCAACAUACAAACUAGAGGAGGACAGUGCACACGUGAACGGUUACUCGAACAUGGGCGCGUCUGCGGAGAGCGUGGUGACGUCACAGCCGCUCAACAACAACCACCUGCCGCCCGCCGCCUCGCGGCAGCUCACCGAGAUGCCGCUGCACGCGGACAAGCUGUACGAGGUAUUCUCCAAAUCGUUGAUAUUCAGAGACGACCAUGAGCUGAAAAAAAAUAGCACGGAUUCCCUCGACGAACUGGAAACUAAAUCAGAACCUGACUACUUAGACAAACCCAACCGGACCAAAGUUUAUUUCGAAGACGAAGUCAACUCGCCGGUCACCGACUUCGAAAUCAUGUUCAAAGACGAACUCCUCGCCGACUACGGCAUGUUCAAGAUCGACGAAGAAGAGGAAGCGGAGAGAAAGAGUUCCGACGGAGAAGAGGGGCUGACUAUGAACGUGGUCACUGUCAAGAAGCAAGACGUGGUCAAACCCAGUACGGUGACGAUGAAGAAUGAAGACAAAAUCACGAUACACCACCCGAUAUACAAAUACGACCCUAUAUCCGUCGUCGCUCUACCCUCCACUCUCAGUUUACCGAGAGUCGAAAACGUCAAAGGUAUACUCAGAAGUAACAGUGCUAAAGGUUUAGAGAGAGUCGACAGCGUCAACAAGCCGUCUAGACCUGUCCUGAAUAGAGUGGAAAGUUUGAAAAGUAUAGAUCCGCAGAAAAUUAACAAAGUGCUAGCCAGAGUCCCGCAUAGGAGCGCUUCUUUUCUAAAUAUACCGGUACAUUUGACCCCAGAAAAACCUCCACUGAUGAAAUCCAAAUCCGUAGUGGGAGUGCUGUCAUCGGCCGACAGUGAAAUUAAACUGAGUAGUCUUCCAGACACGCCUAUAAUCAAGAGUACCAAUCUGCCGAGGUUCUUCGCCGACAGUCCGGCUAUACCCGAAUACAGAGGCGACACGACACUUCAAAGUAUAAAAAUGAAAACAGAACUGAUGUUCCAAGAGAACGACUUCAGUAUGCCGCGGUACUACGGCGCGGUCCACGAGAGCAAGUCCAUGCCGGACCUGAGGGGUCCGCUCGCGCAGGGGAAAGUCAGCAAACGAUUGGUGAAGCUGAGGGGACGUUUGAAACCUUUAGUUAUAAGGAAAAGUUCGGAGGAAAGACUUUGAGUGUUGACCUAUAGUAUUCCUUUACAUAAAGACGUUUAUUAAUAUUAAACUUUGACUAUAUAGAACCCACCAAGGAAGCUUACUGAAAUAGAAAAUAUUUUUAUCAAAUUGAUUAAUGAAAUAACACACUUUUGGAUAAUACGACAAUGAAGUAAUCAUUUUAUAAAAAAUAUCUUACUUUAACCUACAAGGUACGGUCCUCAAAUGACUUUUGUUUCCUUGACGUUUAUUAUUCUUUUCAUAUACAUUCUUCAUAAGUUUCUAUGCUUUCUAACAUCUUCAAACUUUAGAUACAAUAAAUUGAAUGGCAAAUGUCUUUCUUUGCGUCGAUUUAAUCAGUUAUUCACGGCUAUUAUUAGUACUUUAAGUUAAUUACCUACUUAAUAAAGUGAUUAUUGCGUAUAUCGAAAGGACGUCGUUCCUAUUACACAGUAUUUAUUGCUCAAACGCUGUACCUAGACAAUUGUGAUUUUAAAAUAAUUAAAAUUAAGUUUUAAAAUAAGUAUUAUUAUUAUUAUCAUCGCGAUGUGUUGUAAGCAUUCUAGUCAUAUCACAUCACUUAAUUUUAACUUAAUUAAUCGUAUCCUUACCAAAUUUUGUUAUAUAUGAGAUAUGAGUAUGAUCAUAUUUUAUCAAUAGUAUUUUUACAUUUACUAUUUUAAACGAUUGUUUUAAUUUAAGAGAAUUUUCAUCUAAAUAAGUGUUUGUAAUUAUCCAUAUUAAGAUCUGCCAAAAUAUCAUAAUAACUAGAUUGUUUAUAAAUUCACAUAAUACUUUUUUGUGCCUUCGAAUUAUAAACAAUGAGACUAAUACAAUAUGUAAUUAAAGAACUAUUCUUAUAUAAUAAAUGACC
Diatraea saccharalis (sugarcane borer) is the source of this 2453-nucleotide messenger RNA. NCBI's taxonomy places the organism in Eukaryota, Metazoa, Arthropoda, Insecta, Lepidoptera, Crambidae. The record is from the annotation of a GenBank genome assembly.